GUCAUUUCCGGUACACAGCGCCACCUGUUGAACGUUAAAGAUGUCACGAUUUUAGAGAUUUACCACUACCUGAUUCGGAAAAUGAAAGGAUUUUUUGGAAAUUGCUUAGUCUAUGAUGACUAUAGAUGAUUUUUAUGUCGAUAAGGCAAAGGAAUCGUUGAUUGAGGCGUAUAAAGAGAGGAUCUAUCAAGCCUUUCAUGUAAACAUCACUUUCUGUCAUGACGGAGAUAAGCUGUCUACGAAAAUAUGCAUGUCAUCCUCGGACGAAAAUGGCACAUCGAAAAACGUUAAAAAGGCGAAAACCUAUUUGGAAUCACUAACUGCUGAUGGGGAGACAUUGAGCCGCUGUAUUCAGACCCUUCCAACAUCUUAUUUCACCAUGGUCCAGGAAUUACAAUCAACCAUUGAACGCGACUCCCAAGCAGUGGUAGACCUUUCAAAGGAAAACUCCCAUGUCUGUAUCUUCGGUAAGAAAGAAAAUGUCAGCAUCGCCCAGGCUCUGAUAGAUCAACUAGUGAAGAAACAGGGCAGUAUAGAACCUUACAUUGAUAUUCACUCUCAUGCGAGAGAUAAGGGCCAAGAUGGGAGAAAGUUUCAAAAAGGGUCUGAAUUAAUAUCCACAAAUGAUGACAAAAGUAAUGUGGAUUCUAUGAAUGAAAAUGGAAAUGUACUUUGUGAAGAGGAUAGGGAAACUAGUGAUGUGUCUCAUUUAAAACUACAAAGUUCAGAAAGUAUUAGCAGAGUUUCAACUGUAACUGGUCCAACGGAAAAGAGACAACUUCGGACACAUUUAGCCUUGAAAAGGACUGUGUCCGUGGGAAUGAGUCCAUUACCAUCGGAACUCACAGCUCCCAGCAAGUGUCUUCUGACAAAAACUAUGUCAUAUGGUCAUAAUGUAAAGUUAACUGAAAACUCUCUUUCAAAUUUAAAGCUAAAGCAUCAAUCGUCCACAUCUUCAGAAGAGGAUACUACAGAUGAAGAGGAAUACAACACAAAAAUUGAAUUUGCAUUAAAGUUGGGAUACUCUGAACUCCAGCUGGCUUCAGUGCUGAAAAAGCUGGGCAACAAAGCUGGGCAAAAUGAAAUUCUGUCAGAACUGAUCAAACUUAGUACCUCCACUGAUAAAGAGCCCAGAAGCUGUGAAGAGGAGAACCCCAACCUGUGUGCAUUGGAGGGUUCCUCUGAAAACCUCCUGGCUUUUACCUCAGAGAAUUGUUUUGACCUUUCGGAUUCUAACUUUCGUCCUAUUGUCAUAGAUGGCAGUAAUGUUGCAAUGAGUCAUGGUAACAAGGAAAUUUUCUCCUGUCGUGGAAUACAACUGGCUGUUGAUUGGUUCAAAGAUCGUGGUCAUAAGGCAAUCACAGUGUUUGUACCUCAGUGGAGGAAAGAAACAUCACGAGUUGAUGCCAAAAUUACAGAUCAAGAUAUUCUGUUUCAACUUGAAAAAGAGAAGAUAUUGGUGUUCACGCCGGCACGUCGCAUAGGGGGAAAACGAGUGGUGUGUUAUGAUGAUCGCUACAUCUUAAACUUAGCCGUUGACAGUGGGGGAGUUGUGGUGUCCAAUGACAACUAUAGAGAUCUUGUGACCGAAAAAUCGGAGUAUCGCAAAGUUGUGGAAGAGAGAUUACUCAUGUAUUCUUUUGUGAAUGACAGAUUUAUGCCACCAGAUGAUCCACUUGGCAGACAUGGCCCCAGUUUGGACAACUUCCUGUCUAAAGAGCCAAGACAGCCGGAGCCCCUCCCCCCAGUUUGUCCUUACGGCAGUAAAAAAUGCACAUAUGGCAACAAAUGCAAGUUUUAUCACCCAGAGCGAGGAAACAUGCCUCACAAAAUGGUGACGGAAAAGCUAGCAGAGCAAGCCAAACAGAAAAUCCAGGAGGUGCGGGAAAAUCGGAAGACUCAGGAAGGUUCAAAAGCAAAACAACCUUUGUGUAAGAAAUCCUCUCGGGGUAAAGCGGCAUUAACAAGGACCCAAUCCCUCACUCCCAAACCUCUCCCAGACAGCUUGGUGGCAGACACGCCCACGAAGCGACUUAGUGGAGACUUUGGUGAGGCAGCCAUGGAAGUGCUUCCCAGAAAUGUGGAAUACAGAGAUGUGGAGAGUGAAGAAAAAUGGAGGAGUUAUAAUGACAAACUUUCUGAGCAUCGAAAACAAGUGGAGCAGGCAGAUAAAGAGCAACAGAGGCAGAGAUCUGAAACCAUGGAAUCUCAAUUUAAUGUUAAGAUGCAGAGUGUGGAACCAUUUAACAUGGCGAGUAAAAUGGAGCAAUGUGGAUCUCGGUCAUCUUCUCCCAGGCAGAGGUCAACUCCCUCCCCACAGCUGAUGCCCCCACAGCCACAGGAGAUGUUCCUUAGUGGUCAUCUGAUGCUAGCUAAGAAGUUAUCUGAUGAAGCAGGGGAGACGAAGACUCAUAAGUCAGAGGAAAGGUUGUUUAACACAAGCCCUCCCAGUAAUUACGCUUGUCCAAGCCCACUGUCUACACCUGUUAAGCAGAACAAGCCUUUGACACAACAUCCCUCCCUCAUGUUAAACCAGCAGUUACCUCCUCACCAUCAACCUCUCUCCCAGCAGUUUUCCCAUCCUGUCCCCAUGCAGCACCAGCAUCAGAGAUUAAGUAGACAAUAUUCUCUACAAGGAUCACAAGAUCCACGCUUACGACAGGAGUGCAUGUCAUCUGCUCAUCCCUCUAGGAGACCUUUACCACAGGAUAAUUUCGGGGUUUUUGGAAUUCCUCAUAACACUUUCGCUGGAGAAAAUUUCGCUAAUCUGCCUCCACAAUUUAGUGGUAGGCCAGAUCAUCGCUAUAUAGGUGAGGAGUCUGAACAUGCAGCUUUGGCCAGAAUGCAGAGUGCUCCAGAGACAAUGUUCACAAGACAUGACAAUAAUUCACAUAAGAGAUUUGGAAGAAUGGUCCGUCAGAAUAGUUCUUCAGACACACAGAUCCACAUGAUUGGAGAUACCGAUCUAGGACCAAGUGAAUACAGUCUGUUCCCUUCAGAAUGUGUUGAUUUUAACAGAGGAAACCCACAAAAUUCCCAGUAUUCCUCAGGGAUGACCCCUCAGCGCAUGGAUCCUCGGCACUUAAGAAGUAGAGCAGUCGGCAGCUAUCCAAAACCACAAGAGUAUCGUUCACAGCAUGGUAAUGGUGAAACGAGGUGGACUUUCGAGCCUGUUUUAGGACUUGGACUCCCUGGAUAUGGGAGUCAUUAUCCAGCAAAUCAAGGCAUUGAUGCUUUUGAAUCUGAUUAUCCAUCAGUUCCAACUUGGCAAAGUCAGGAAAAUGUUAAAUAUUCUGUUGAAGAACGGUACAGAUAUCAGCAACCAUCAUAUGAUCCAUUCCAUGAGAGCAGUGGACUACCAUUUUCACAGCAUAGACCUGCAGAAAGGUGCCACUCGGGGGGAUUUUCUUUUCAGAAUCAGACUCCAUCAAACAUGUGUGCUAUGUCCAAUUUCUGUGAAAAUCAACAUUCCAUGUUACAAAACCCUUCUGGCAAACAAAGUGUAGGAAUCAUUGGAGAAGAGCAUAAACAAAGCUUAUCAAGAACAUCAUCUGCAAAUUUAAGUGGCCACCCCUCGUGUCCACAAAGUUUUGGUGCAACCAUGAACCCCAUAGGAACAUCAAUGAUGGAGGGGGCUGGAAACAGACCCAAAUUCUCCGAGUUUGCUCCUAUUGAACCCACGGACAAGAGAUAUAAUUUGUACUAUCAUUUGUGUGGACUCUUCCCAGAGCCCAAAGUUAGGAAAGUGAUGACUGAUCAUCCAGAAGAAACCAGUCCACAGGAGCUCUGUGCUCUUAUCAUUAACAUGAAAUAAUAAUUAUGAAAACCAGUAUAAAUAUUAUUUGAGAUAUUGGACAUGGUUCAGAUCUUGUAUGUACACAUAUUAAGCUUUUGUAAAGCUUACUUGUGAUUAUCAACUGUAUAUCAUAAUUUGUCUGUGUUUUUCCUCAUACAAGUGAUACAGAUGUAUUUGUUGAAGGAAAACAUACGAAUUCAUAUCACAAAGAUUUCAAAUUUUUGGUGCAAGUGGUUAAUGGAAUUUUCUUGUUUUGUUAUGUUUUUGUUGAUUCUUUUUUUUGAGUCUUGGACAAAUAUAAUGUACUAGGUGUACUUGUAAAUAAGUAUGAUCUGAUCUUUAUGAUCUGACCAAAUGUGUGCUUCUUGUCAUUAUCUUUGGCUUCUUGCUUCUUGUAAUUUUGAACUUUAUAUAUGAGCUGAAAACUUGACUGAGCUUCUAUUUCCAACAUUGGUUUUUCAUCUGAUAUAUGUCAUCUCUGGCACAUUUUUAACCUCUUCUGUAGAAUCAAUGGGCCAAGAUCAUCAAUGAAAUAAACUUGACACAAGGUAUCUUUAGGUGAAGGGAAAUCAAAAUUGUUCAAAUGGAGGGCCAUUCUCCCGAUGAAGGGGAGGACAACUAAUUAAACAAAGAGCAAAAGGGUUUGUUGUUUUACUCAAAAGCCAUAUGGCCAGAAAAUAUAAACUUAAUCAAAAAUCCUUUUUAGAGGUUAGUUUCAAAUUUUGUUUAAAUUAUGCCUUUUUUUAAAAAAAGAAAGUACUGUAGAUCACUAAAUUGUAGCAAAACCUUGUUUUCACGAAAAAGUUAUUUGGCUUUUAUAAGUAAGACAAAAUUUUCACAAUUUCUGGUUAUUGUUGUACAUACUGAGUAAUUUUCAAUAAUAAAAAUAUACAUGAGAAAUAAAUUUGGGCAAGCAGACAGUCUUGUGUAGUUACGUGAAAAUAAAGUAUUCAUGAAUAAAAAGUGAUUAACAGUAGUUGAUCCAUUAAUAGGAGUCCUGAGUAUCUACAUAGUGGAGAUAUUUGUGGGCGAAAUGUAAAAGAACCUGCAAUAUGCCAUCCGGCUAAGAAAAGGAAUAGUUUGUUGACUUGUGCAAUAUGGUUCAUUAUUGAAUGAUUUUGAAAAAAACUUUCAGUAAGAAAAUGUGAUUUUGUUACAUGUACAUAAUUCAUAGACACAUUCAUUAAUGAAAUGUAUUAAUUUGCUAAUUUUCUCAGAUUUCAGAGGAAAUAUGUGAUUUUUUUAGGAUCAUAUUUUAAUACAUCCUACUUUUUCAGUUGUUAUAAUAACCAGUGCUUUUGGUGUAUAUGAAUGAAAAGUUGUGCAUAGGUAAUUAAGCUGUUGUUUUUUCUGCAGUUUAUUUUCAGUGGGAUUAGAAAUGCACCAAAACAAAAAAUUAUCCUGAAAUCUCACACCAUCACAUUCUGUCCUACACAGUACAUCAUGUAAAUAACAAAGAUAGUGAAAAGCUGCCUUCCCCCAAAUAAUCGUACUUUUGAUAUAACAACAGUGUUAUGGGAAGGCUGGAAGGGUAUUUUUGGACAGCUAUGUUUAUACAAACUUCACUGUCUGAACCACAGAAUGGGGCAGAUACUACAUGUAUGUAUUUUAUAUUUACUGCUUGUAUAUAAUUUAAAGAACAUAUUCUGAUAUUUAUUUGCUUUCUUAGCAAUAUAUUCUUGGGGACGCAUCGUAAGUUUUUGCUUUGCCUGUAGAUAAUACAUGUAUUUAAUUCCAAGUUUGUAAUAAUCAUUGACACCAAUAGUUCUAUAGAACUUUUAAUGAUGUAAAUCAUUAUUUUUCACUUUGAAUUUGUUAUCAGCAAGUUUUUGUAUUUUGUUUCUUAAUUUGGGAUUGUAUUUUUAAUUUUAAUACCUUUAUCACGACCUCAGUAAAACACCAUUAGAUUUUUGCAUUUAUCACACGUUUUAGAGGAUGUGAAGUUACAUUCCUUGGGUACCCGUUUUUUUCCUUUUCCAGCCAAAUUUUCCCUGGCUUCAUAUCAAAUGUGAACACAGCUGUACCAUGUGUUUUUAUGGAAAUCACCAGUUAGGUGACAUGAAUGCGUAACCUCGAUGUUCGAGGAAUAUCCUAUUUUUAAAAGUGUGUUCUAUAUUGUUUCAAGUGAAAAAAAAAAAUACGCACAUAAAAAAAAACACCAUUAAGUGGUUAUAACUGUACAGGUAUAUGUAUAUAUAAUUGUUACUAGAUAAUAGAUGUAUGUGGUUCAGCUGGCUCUGGUAUGGAAGCAUUGUCUUGUAAUCAACAUGCAAAUUAUAUUUCAAAUGUGUGAAAAGGAAAAAUGAAAGUAAAUAUUCAAAGUUUUUGGUAAUAAUGUAUUGUUUUAGGAGUCUCAACUUCUUUUACUAUUUGGAAAUUUUAAUAUUUUAAGAUAAGUACAUGUGUACUGAUAUUCUAUAACAUGCAGUACUGAAAAAAAGGAACUUAAUGAAAGUCAGAAGAUAUAGGACUUAGUAAUGACAUUGUCUUCCUACCAGACAGCUAGUGUCCAUAUAAUGUAUAGAAUAUUAAAUGUGAAUAUGUAUAUAGCAGGAUGGUUGUAUGUAUCUAGGGUGAUGAUUGUAAACUGUUAUGUAUAUCUGUGAUCCCAUGUUAUAGAUAAAUUAACUGUAUAUUAAAAUCUAGUCAGGAA
Messenger RNA from Saccostrea echinata, 6449 nucleotides. RefSeq lists its product as uncharacterized. The transcript is spliced from 6 exons. The coding region runs from base 113 to 3814 and encodes 1233 amino acids. NCBI's taxonomy places the organism in Eukaryota, Metazoa, Mollusca, Bivalvia, Ostreida, Ostreidae. Gene Ontology annotation, molecular function: mRNA binding; metal ion binding; RNA endonuclease activity. The record is from RefSeq and is a predicted model, not a curated record. Gene Ontology annotation, cellular component: nucleus; cytoplasmic ribonucleoprotein granule.